AUGGAGUAUGGCUUUGGAGCCCACGAUUACUCAUCAAGUGGGGUUUUCGAAGUGGAACCAAAAAGCUGCCCUGGUUUUAUCUACAGACGUUCUGUAUGUCUAGGCACAACUGACAUGACUCGCACUGAAUUCCGUUUAUUCCUGGAACACCUCUCGAGAAAAUAUCACGGGGACACAUAUCAUCUCAUUGCCAAGAACUGCAAUCAUUUCAGUGAUGAUGUAUGUAUGUGUCUAACUGGAAAACCUAUUCCAGGAUGGGUGAACCGACUUGCUAGAUUAGGUUCUUUUUGCAAUUGUCUGCUACCGGAAAGUAUUCAGCUUACAACAGUCAGGCAUUUGCCAGACCGUCCUUACUUUGAUGGGUCAGAUUCAUUUGCCUCAUCGGCUAUGGAUGAGAGUGAUGAUGAACAGCUAGAUCAUCACUUGUUAAUGACUCCCCCUGAGGGCGACCAAACGCAUUCAAGAGCUCGAUCACCGAGGCUUGCUAGCGAUUCCUUGUGA
This is a messenger RNA of Asparagus officinalis (garden asparagus), 501 nucleotides long. Its product is annotated as deSI-like protein At4g17486. The transcript is spliced from 3 exons. The record is from RefSeq and is a predicted model, not a curated record. NCBI's taxonomy places the organism in Eukaryota, Viridiplantae, Streptophyta, Magnoliopsida, Asparagales, Asparagaceae. Gene Ontology annotation, biological process: protein deubiquitination. Bases 1 to 501 code for a protein of 166 amino acids. Gene Ontology annotation, molecular function: deubiquitinase activity.